Molecule: messenger RNA, 1790 nt
Organism: Archocentrus centrarchus (flier cichlid)
Lineage: Eukaryota; Metazoa; Chordata; Actinopteri; Cichliformes; Cichlidae
Product: transcription factor 15-like
Exons: 2
Coding region: 261-809 (182 amino acids)
Biological process (GO): developmental process; regulation of transcription by RNA polymerase II
Molecular function (GO): RNA polymerase II transcription regulatory region sequence-specific DNA binding; DNA-binding transcription factor activity, RNA polymerase II-specific; protein dimerization activity
Source: RefSeq, a predicted model, not a curated record
CACACCAGACAAGGACGAACAUUUGGGAAAAUGCAUCUGCUCCACCCCUCCACGUAAAGCCGAGAGGCUGCCGGAGCUGGUUUAAGAGCGCUGCCUGUCGCGAUGCCUGUCACACAGGAGCAUCCUGGGAGGGUGUCAGGACGUACUGGGGACUUGUGCUGGCUUGGAGGUGCUGCGGGUUCCCCUCGUGUCUGCAUGCCGCUGUUUUCCACUUUAAUGUAAGGGAUUGAUUUCCCCGGUUAAUCGCCUGCCUUUCAAUAAUGGCUUUCACGAUGCUGAGACCCAUGUCCACCCAUCCUUUCUCUUACCCCGCGGACUUAACCUUGACGUCGGACGACGAGGAAGGGAACCACAGCGAGAGCGAUGGCAGCACCGAUCAGGGCUACGGCUGCUGCGGGACUCCGGGAGAGAGUUACGGGGGGGAGUCCGGCGGAGUUGUGGUCCGGCAGCGGAACGCAGCCAACGCCAGAGAGAGAUACCGGACUCAGAACGUCAAUACGGCUUUCACGGCGCUGCGGACGCUCAUCCCCACGGAGCCGGUGGACAGAAAACUCUCCAAAAUCGAGACGCUGCGCCUGGCGUCCAGCUAUAUCUCCCACCUGGCUAACGUACUGGUGGUCGGAGACGGAAGGAAGGAUGAACAGCCGUGCCUCAGUGCUGCCUACAGAGAAGUGAAGGGGGGUGGACAGGGCAGACAGCCCCGGACUAUCUGCACGUUCUGCCUCAGCAACCAACGGAAAGGGGUGAAGGACAGACGAGACUGUGUGAAAAUGCACGGAAGCAGUGUUAGACAGAUAAGUCGACGAUGAAAAUGUUUAAAUUGGAGCAAUAUGGGAUUUUCUCUUCCUCACAAUAGCCAUUCCUAGAGACUUGAAGCAUCUCAGCACUACAGUAGUCCUGAAGGGCUGCUCUUACUUUGUGGAAGUUUGCCUCGUUUAUCAGUGUGAGACCGGAGGAUCAGCACCAAAAAAAUGCACCUCAUUACUGAAUACAUGCACAUUAUUUUUUUGUAGUUAGUAAUAUGAUAAACAUUGAAAAAAAAAAAAAAUUCAUAAAACUUUCCAACUCCAAUUUGCAAUUUUUAACUUUUCAGUACAAAUACAAUUCAUUUUGCAUACUCAGCAUUUACAGUGGAUCAUAUAUAAUUGCACCAUGUUGAAGGUGAGAUCCAGUGCUUUGGUAGAAGGGGUUGCUGUUGAUUAAAACAACAGUCCGCCCAAAGUAGCCUUCAAUUCCUGGAAAUAUCAGAACCACAAAGAACAUAAUCAACAUGUAAUAAAGCAAUCCUGGGCAAUGUCCGUAUAACUGCACAUUUUUUUUAAUGUAAUCUGUGUUGAUUAUAGUUAUUUAGUGCUUACAAUCUGAAUACACAAUUACAUGCAAUCUGUUAUUCCUGUUCUUGCUGCUGUUGCCCGUCGAGCUGAUUGACAGCCUGAUUUUAUCCAUGGAUGGAUCAAAGAUAUAUUAUCAAUGUUUUCUUUGCCCAUUCACAUUCAUUUAUAUUACUAAAUAUUAUUUAUUGGUCCCCAUUAACAAAUAUGGAUUUUUUUCAUCUGUAAAUGUUACUCAUUCAGUACCAUUUGUGGUUAAAUGUCCCUGUUUAAAGAAAACAAACAAAUCAAAAGAACACAAUGGUUGGAUUGGAUCCAGUGGCUGGACAGUCACACACACUUUGGUGCUGGUCCUCAAGAUGUUUGUGUGAAGCUGAUCUCUCAGUAGACCUGUGCACCUGGACAGUUUCUGGAAUGAUCUAUGAGAGGCACUUGUUGUGAAGUUAGAGAAGAUGUAUG